AUGACCGACCACGAGGUAGCGGCUGUCCCCCCCUCCUACGCGCCCAAUGAGGAAAUCGUCGUUUCCGACGACAAGACCGCCUUCGACGAUGUCAAGGACGUGAGCCCUACCCCCGAUGGCCAGGAGCCCAACGAGCAGGAGAAGGCUUCCCUCCGUCACAUCGCCGAGAACCUGCCUCUCUCUGCGUGGCUGGUCGCCAUUGUCGAGCUGUGCGAGCGUUUCACCUACUAUGGAAUGUCCGGUCUCUUCCAGAACUACGUCCAGCGUCCGCUCGACGGUAGCGAGGGUCGUGGUGCCCUCGGUAUGGCUCACCAGGGUGCUACCGGUUUGACCACUUUCUUUCAAUUCUGGUGCUACGUGACUCCCAUCAUCGGUGCCAUUGUCGCCGAUCAGUACCUCGGCAAGUACAAGACCAUCGUCUGGUUCUGCAUGAUUUAUCUCGUCGGUCUGCUCAUCCUGGUCUGCACCUCCAUCCCCACUGCUCUGGAGCACGGUGCCGGUCUGGGUGGUUUCAUUGUCGCUAUUCUGAUCAUCGGUCUUGGUACCGGUGGUAUCAAGUCCAACGUCGCCCCUCUGAUCGCUGACCAGUACAAGCGCAAGAAGAUGGCCAUGUCCACCACCAAGAAGGGCGAGCGCGUCAUCAUUGACCCCGCCCUGACCAUCCAACGCAUUUACAUGAUCUUCUACGGAUGUAUCAACGUUGGUUCGCUCUCCCUGUUGGCCACCCCCUACAUGGAGCUAUACAUUGGUUUCUGGUCCGGUUACCUUCUCUGCCUGUGCAUGUUCGCCGUGGGAACCAUCGUCCUUUGCCUCGGACGUAAGUACUACGUCCUGGCAACUCGAGCACAACGGUGCCUCGACCACCGUUCCUGGGACGACCACUUCAUCGACGAGCUGAAGCGUGCUCUCGUCGCCUGCCGUGUCUUCGCCUUUUACCCCAUCUACUGGGUCGUCUACGGCCAGUUCUCCAGCAACUUCGUCAGCCAAGCCGGUCAAAUGGCCGGACACGGCGUUCCCAACGACCUGAUGCAGAACUUCGAUCCCAUCUCCAUCAUCGUGUUCAUCCCUCUGCUGGAAACCUGCGUCUACCCCCUGAUGCGCCGUCUCCGGAUCCCCUUCCGCCCCAUCACCCGUAUCUCGCUCGGUUUCGUCGUCGCCUCCCUGGCCAUGAUGUACGCCGCCAUCGUGCAGCACCUGAUCUACAACGACACCACCAUUGUUGACGGCGUCGCCGGACAAUCCAACGUGCACAUCGCCAUCCAAACCCCCGCCUACGUCUUCAUCGGUGUGUCUGAGAUUUUCGCCUCGGUCUCCGGUCUCGAGUACGCCUACACCAAGGCCCCACCCAGCAUGAAGUCCUUCGUGCAGUCGAUGUACCUCCUUACCAACGCCUUCGGUUCCGCCCUCGCCGAGGCCCUGACCCCCGCCGCCUUCGACCCCGCUAUUCUGUGGAUGUUCGUCGGUCUGGCCUGCGCUUCCUUCGCGGCUGGUAUCAUCUUCUGGCUCGUCUUCCACCACCUGAAUGCUCAGGAAGAUGACAUGAACGCCCUCGAUGCGGAGGAUCCCAUGCCCGAGGCUCCCCGCGAGGAGGAGCGUCGCGCUUCGGCCAAAGAGUGA
Penicillium manginii is the source of this 1617-nucleotide messenger RNA. Its product is annotated as peptide MFS transporter. Gene Ontology annotation, cellular component: fungal-type vacuole; plasma membrane. The record is from RefSeq and is a predicted model, not a curated record. Bases 1 to 1617 code for a protein of 538 amino acids. Gene Ontology annotation, molecular function: tripeptide transmembrane transporter activity; dipeptide transmembrane transporter activity. Lineage: Eukaryota; Fungi; Ascomycota; Eurotiomycetes; Eurotiales; Aspergillaceae. Gene Ontology annotation, biological process: transmembrane transport. The transcript has 3 exons.